AUGGCUCUCAUCGCCUUGCAUGCUGGUGGGAUGGAUCCACGCGACGCGCAGGCCAUACUGUCGCUGGACGGCGCGUCUCCCGAGGCUAAGGUGGCGAUGAAGGAGUUCUUGGCGCUCUGUCGGAAGCUGGUAGUGGAGUACGCCGCUGAGACGGGGCAGCUGUUUUACCCCGUCGACCGCCCACCCAAGACGGACGAAGAACUCGCGAAGCUGGCCAAGUCGGAUGCACGAAUGGGCAGCCAGCGCGACUGGGAUAUCGUCACCGUGAUGGAUGGGUCUUACCUGGACGAGAACGCCAUCCUGAUCAUCGGGAAGCUUUUCGGCCUUCCGGGUGCGCAAAUCGUCCAAGAGGAUGAGCGGACUGGACGGCUGUUCGACGCCAUCAAUGCUCCCGAAGAAGAGCUAGGAGCACCUCGUCCCCUGGGGGAACACUUGCUGCUACACCACCCCCAGCGUGUGCACUUCGAGGCUCUUGUACCCAAGAAAAGCAUGUCGGAGCCCUUGGUUGACCCAUGUGGACCCGGAGACGUCAUCUGGGCGGUGCGGUACCUCACCGAGCUUCUGAAGAUGAACUUUGAGGCGCUCGUCGGCGACGCGGAGAAGGACGGUGAGACGGACGGGGAGACGGACAGCGACGCCGGUGUGGAGACGCCCCCUGGUGCUGUGACCGAGGCGCUUCCCGAGGCCGCCGCCGAUGCAGAGACGGACGGCGAGACGGACAGUGACGACGCUUCUCCCGAAAUGAUUUCUGAGGGGAAGGCCAAGCUAAGGCUCGGCGACUGGUCGGACGAGCAAUGCACUCACUGGGAGCAGAUUAAGAUGGACUUUGAUGACAUGGACGACACCGACGAGCCCAGAUCGUACGCGUACGACACGGGCAACAUGUACGAUGUACUGGAGAUGGACGGGGAGGACGCCGACGACCACGUGGACGGCGAGGACGACCCCCAGGAACACGACCAACCCCGGGGGAGCGUGGACGAGGAGGACGACGCGUCCGCGGAUGACCCUCCCGAGGAACAUGACGAACCUCGGGGGAGCGUGGACGAGCCCCGGGAGCACGCGAGCGCGGAGGACGAGCCCCGGGAGCACGCGAACGCGGAGGACGGUCCCCGGGACGCCCCCUACGUUGUCGAGGAGGACGAGUGGGUGCCACGGGUUCGUGUGACCAAGCCUCGCAGCUGGCGGAGGACUGGUCGUCGUCAACUCAAGCACCAGAACCGCCGCCGGAGCGAGAAACGCCGCCGCUGCCGCCGCCGAAGACGCCAAAGACGCGGGGCCGGUGGCCUCCGCCGACGUGCCCCGAUACGAGGCGGAGCGGACCCAGGGGACGGACAGGUGCGGCGGACGUCGGCGCGGGACAGGAGAGCACCCAGGAAACCCGACGAGCCGGAAGAUUUGUCGUCCAAAGCUCGAUACGACGAUGCUUGGUUCGAAAAAAGAGAGAAGGAGUGGUUAGAUUUGCCGGAGCCAGAAAGAACGACCCAAUUGGACUGGGGCAAGGGCCAGGUUGAGGCGUGGAAAGCCGGGAAGGAAAAGAAAGCGGCAUGCAUGGAAUGCAGCAAGGGGACUUGGUACUCGGACAACCCGAUUCUGCUGUGCGACGGUUGUGUUCGAGGGGCCCUGCAUCUCAGAUGUACCAAAUUUCCGCUUGAGGCUAUCCCGGGCGAAGAGGAUGAGUGGUUCUGCGACGCGUGUAGAGAGAAGAGAGGGGAGACACCGCCGGUACAACCGACGGUCGCGGAUGGGCCGGGGUCGACUCAACCGCAGCCGCAGCCGAUGAACGUGGACGGACCGGGGUCGACUCAACCGCAACCGCAGCCGAUGAACGUGGACGGGCCGGGGUCGACUCAACCGCAGCCGCAGCCGGGGGGCGUGGGUGGGCCGAUGGAACGGGCUCCCGUGUCAACUGUAGCGAAUCCGAUCACGGCCACCAAAAGGAAACCGCGCGCUGCAUCGAAGGGUAAGGCCAAAGCUGGCAAGACCAAAGCCGGUUCGACGGCUGGCAAUGUGCGCAAACGGCGGGUCCGGAAGCCAGCGAGGGUCGUCGCGAAGGAAUAUGCGCGCAUCCUCGAAGAUGUUUUGAACAGUGACGAGAUGGGCACGUUUGUGGAGGCAAGCAGGGCAAAGGCCGCUGAAAAAGCGAAACACUUCGAGAAUACGUGUCCCCGCACCCCCAAUGAGCCGCCUUCGUCUAUCACAUCGAUCCCUCUCAUUGCCAAACUACUCACUAGAGGGUUGUGCGACGACCCAUUAGACGGUAUCGAGAUCUUGGACGGGGUGUUUUUCAAGCGUGCCGCCCUUGAUGCGCUCGAGCGUUACUUCAACUGGGAGUACGUGUUCGAUCCAGAGAGCAUCGGGGUGUUCUUGGGCACGACCAAGGUUGGCAUCGACGACGAGGAGUUCGUGGUGGAGUCGUUCGACUGUGGCGAGUACAGCCUGUCGGAUGGUAGCGUAAUGCAGCAGUGGGGCGUCCUGGAGAAUCGGACCGACGGUGGCGUGACACUGGAGGAUGAACAACGGCGGUUCAUCAUCCAUCUGGUGACGACGUACGUGAACAUGAUGGCUCAUGUCGUGCCGGUUGUGAUAGAGGAGUCCACCCCAAGCAUGGUGAAAGAUAUGAUGUGGAACCCCGUGGAGGCUGGCAAACGUGAGACGAACAAGGAGCGGAGGGAGGAGCUGGACCAAAUCAUCAACCGCGUAAACACUCUGCGGGACCUGACCCUGAGGAUCUUCACUGGAGCCGCCGUGAAGGACACACUGCCCGCGAGUUUCUGGGAUGUAGAGGGAAACGAGGAGUUGCGCGAGUUCGCGGAAGAGGCUGGAUCGCUCAAAAAGAUUAACUUCCUCGGUCGUCUUGAGUGCGUCCACAACCGUGAGGUGGUGGCUGGAAAAUUGUUCACCGGAGAGAUUGUGACAGGAGGUUACUCUGAAGCACCCAAGCCAGACCGUGUAAGCGGGGCCUGGCCUGCGAAGCUGAGGAGCAUCAUCGUGCAAUUGACAUGUGCGUAUCGAUUGGGCCGCUCGAACAACCUCCUUGAGGCAUAUUACGCGCUGUCUGAGGCGGAGAUAGAGCUUGUGAUGAAGGGUCACCGCAGCCACUGGGGGGUCAACCUAGACUACGGUCUCCCACAUCUUGACCGAUUGACAUGGGCACAAACAACUGCCACCGAUGCCGACCUUCAAGGAGAGAAUUCGCACGCGUUACGUUUUGCUGUGAAGCGCUGCCGGGUUUUCAACCCCAACAUUGCACCCGUGACGGUAGUUGGGUGUGGGAUUCGGGACGCUGAAAAGUACGGGAGUCUUCAACGGGACUCGCUGGACUCGAAGUACUUUAGUCACGCUCGAAUUGGCAAGAAACUCGUCCCUCCACUGAUGGGGAAUGCUUCGUGUAGAGAACCGGCGAAACAGGCUGUUGAAGCAUCGGGGAAGUUGUUUGAUGUGGCAAGGAAUGGUAGAGCCAAGGCAACUGCUGAAAAGAGCGGGGCCGUGGGACCUGCGGCCAAAGUCCGUAAGCAGAGGGUCAUUUUGUUGGAGCUAACGCCAGAGGAACGGGAGAAGGCCAUGGAUAUGUUCAUGGCAGCUAUCACCAAGAAUGGUUGCGGGCGCCUGAUGGACGCCAUCAAGAAGCAUGACCCCGGUUUCGUAGAGUGGGGGAAGGAGUGUCUGGCGAAGGCGGAUUUAAAGUCUAGUGUGUAUACGAGCAGGGACAACUAUCUUGAAACGCCCGACGACGGCCGCUCCGAAGACCACCUGCUGGGAAACACUUCCGCAGAGAUUCAGCGUGGGCAGCAGAGGGUGGCGCGCCUCAUGACGAAGCUCGAUGCAGAGAAUGGUUUCAAGCCUAAAGACAUCUCCGUCUUCAGCGUGGCUCUGGCGCUGGCUUGCCUGUUCGCAGGAGCCUGUCUUCGCCCCCAAGACUUUUUCAGGAUGGUGGCCAGUCAAAUGUACUACGACGCGAAGCUGAAGAGGAUCAAGAUUCGGCUACUAGACGGAAAGCAGACGGAAAAGGCCGAGAAAACCCCCUCGCGGGUUUGCAUGUACCAUGAACUAGAGGGUGCAGAGGUCGUCGAUUGGUGGGUAGUGAUGGCACUGGUUGGGCGACCGUUUCUGAAGAAGCACAACCAAGGGUUUCUGGACAAAUCAUUCGGUCCACUGGGAACGGACGGAGAGGUUCUGACCGAGUAUGUGUUUGGCGUGGUACUGGAGUCGAUCGGAAAGGCGUUCUUCUCCACGGGGAAUGCUGAUGUCAACGCACUUCGGUCCGUACAAGAGUCGCUGGCCGCCGAACACAUGGUCGAACUGGGGAUCCCAAAGGACUCCGUAAUCAAGGGCGAGCUGUCCAAACAGAUGAGGACUUCAAACGAGGCCCUCGACGACGCCUACGACUUGAGGACAGCAGAUCCGGUACACGUAGUGAGGCGGAACUGCAACACCGAGAAAUAUUCUUGCAAGGGAGGGAUCCGGGGAAUGCUCAUCUCAAGACGCCUUGCGCUCGAGGGCGUGUCGGAAACUUCUUCUUCUGCGUGCGACACCGAUGCGGACAGUGGUGGUGGUGAUUUCGGUGGCGAGGUUGACGCGGUGAUGGCCGGCGUCGAUCGAGAAAUUGAGAUGGAGCGCAAGAUAAAACUUUUGAGGCAGUUGAAGACCGAGAACGCAUCCUGUGGCGGGGGGGCUACACCUGCUACGGUGGCGCCCGCGCCCACCGGGGCUGCGCAUUUGGCCGCUGCUGGCGCCGAGGAGAAGCCGAAGAAAAUCAAACGGGGACAGAUCCCGGGCCAGAGCGUGAAGUACGAGCCAAAGCCGGGGAGGCCAAUCAAGGACAAAGAACGCGACGGUUUGAAGGAGGUGGUGGAAGAGAUCAAGGGUGCCUGGGAGCGGGCCAAGAAGAGGCAAUCGGCCAAAAGCAAAGAGCAUAAAGUAGAUCCCGUGUAUCACUACAUGAGCUUGCCAUCAAACCGUAACGCGAAGCUACCUAUGGUGUGGACGUUGCAAGAGAUAGACGCAGACGAGUUCCAACCGGGGGAUUGGUUUAGGCGUUUACGCUGCUCUCAACGGAACCGUUCCCAGACGACGUUCAACAAAACAGUUGAUCGCGCCGAGGCACAGGUCACAGGCUUCACGUGGUUGUCUUGGCAGCAAGUCGACGGGUAG
Ectocarpus siliculosus is the source of this 5154-nucleotide messenger RNA. NCBI's taxonomy places the organism in Eukaryota, Phaeophyceae, Ectocarpales, Ectocarpaceae. The record is from the annotation of a GenBank genome assembly.